Messenger RNA from Mercenaria mercenaria, 1727 nucleotides. RefSeq names its product protein flp-like. The transcript is spliced from 9 exons. NCBI's taxonomy places the organism in Eukaryota, Metazoa, Mollusca, Bivalvia, Venerida, Veneridae. The record is from RefSeq and is a predicted model, not a curated record. The coding region runs from base 87 to 1670 and encodes 527 amino acids.
GCAAGUUCAGAAUACAAAACGACGGCAGUCCUUCAGAUAAGAAAGUUCACUGUUUUACUAGACAGUCACGGUGCGGUUCUUCCACCAUGAAACUUCAGGUUUUGCAAUGCGUCUUAUUUGGAUAUACGAUAGCUUUCACAGCCGCAAACUUUGAUCAACGGAAAAUAGAUUAUUUUCUAAAUGCUGCUCUAUCCUGUCGUCAAAAUAAGAAUCCCGGUCUUACAGUAUCCGUGGUGAAAGAUGGAAAAGUCCAGUUUGCGAAGGGUUACGGAAUUGCUGAACUCGGUACUAGCCGUUGGGUGACCAACAGAACGCUCUUUGGUAUAGCCUCAAUGUCAAAGGCAUUUGCAGCUACUUUGAUGAUAAAACUAUUACAUGACAGAAAAAUGUCUAUCUACACGAAACCCAGUGAUGUUCUGGCUGAAGGUUUCGCCUACAAUACUACAGAAUUUACCGAUUACGCUACCAUACGUGACAUGAUGACACACUGUCUUGGUGUUCCAACCAAUCAGAUGAUGAGGCUGGAUACAACACUGACAAGAAAAGAAGCCGCUAGGCGUAUCCGUUAUUUCCACCCUGUGUACAAGUUUCGUCUACACUAUCUGUACAGCAAUAUGCACUAUGGAAUCAUUUCGUACCUCAGCGAGGUGAUAGGUGGGAAAUCAUGGGAGGAACUCAUACAACAAUACAUCUACACACCGUUAGGCAUGAACGAUUCGGAUUUCUUGCGGACGGCUGACAGAACAAAGAAAGACGUUGCCCAGGGUUACGCAGAUGACGAAGUGCGUGGUGGACUUGUACCUGUACCUGAAGAAGUGAAUAAACAGUGGGGCGUGUACGGGGGAUCCACGGGUCUGAUGAGUUCCUCAGCAGAUAUUGCUAAAUGGAUGCUGAUGCAGCUGAACGACGGUAAAAAUGAGAAUGGUGAUGUGGUUAUAGACCCAGCCGACCUCGCCCAGACCCACUCACCACAGACAGCAAUAAGAUCAUCUACAGUGGAGACCAACUUCCAUAAACCAAAGGCGCCUUUCACAGUCACGGAAACAGCAUACGCUUUUGGAUGGAAAAAUGGAUUUUAUAAAGAAUACAAGAUGUUACGGCAUACUGGAACAACAUACGGGUACUCCUCCUUGAUAACUCUACUGCCGGAUGCAAACCUUGGUGUGUUCGUCAGCAUGACAGGGGAAGAUGAAGGUUAUAUAACCCGUACUCUUAUACACAGUUAUCUCUUGGACACGUUUCUCGGCAUAGAGCCAACAAUUAACGUGACAACAGUUUGUACGUACCCCGAGCCCUGGUACAGAAGUAGUCCCUCCUUUAGCGCUCCGAUAGUCAAGACUAUACCACCAACAAGGUCACUUACAGACUAUGUGGGAUCGUAUCAUCAAACAGCAUACGGUGAACUAGUGAUCAGAAUGAAUACAACUGUGAAUCAGCUACAGAUGGACUAUGGGAUUGGCCACUGGAUUUUGUAUCCCGAGAGGACUCAUGACACGUUUGCUGGCGAAGCGUUUGGUCUAAUGUACAAGUUGGUUGAUCUCAGUCACGUGAAGUUCCACGUACAUUCGUACUCUGUAGUCAGUGUUGAAAUUCCAGGGUUCGAAUCUAAAGAACCACCUGUGUUCGUAAAAGGAAAAGGCGCACAUGGCGGACCGGGAGUAGUCGGAUAAACUUCAGUGUUGUGAUUUACCUGUAACCAGUAUAAAUGAAAUAAAUUAUGAAGUUUA